Molecule: messenger RNA, 6857 nt
Organism: Solenopsis invicta (red fire ant)
Lineage: Eukaryota; Metazoa; Arthropoda; Insecta; Hymenoptera; Formicidae
Gene: Dap160
Product: intersectin-1
Exons: 36
Coding region: 1237-6735 (1832 amino acids)
Biological process (GO): positive regulation of Rho protein signal transduction
Molecular function (GO): protein binding; guanyl-nucleotide exchange factor activity; calcium ion binding
Source: RefSeq, a predicted model, not a curated record
AACGACGAAGUCGAUGUGAUAUGAGCCACUUUGACGGCGGUCGUUCGGUCUGAAGUGCGCUCAGGAACGAAACGUAACGCUCCGACGUUCGCUGCGAGUCGCCAACAUUCUUUCGCGACCAUCGUCCCGCCAUCGAGCAAUUAAAUCUCGUUUUCAACGGCGAAGCUGCACUUCCGGCAACGCGUACUCGUUGUCCGAAGGGUGUAUUGUCGCCCGAACUUCUCACUCUCUCUCUUUCUCUCUCGCGGAGAAUCAAACGAUCUUCGCUGCAGAUCGCAGGAAUCAGUCUCGGAGGCGGGAUAUCGAUUCUCGCCGAAGAGUCCCGAGAGCGACCGAGCGCUCGUGAAAGUGACGUGCGCGAGUAGUAGUUGCACGACGAGCGGUUGUGAGCUAGGCGAGUUUGUCGGUGGUCAGUGGUGGUCAUCUCAUCGUAGAUCGGCUCGCACGGGUUCGCUCUCCCUCGGUCAACCCGGUCGUGCCGAAACAGUUGUCUCCUCGCGGCAAAAUCUCUCAUCCCUUUUUCCUAUCGCGGGGAAGGAAAGAUCGAUUCCGCCUUCGCUCGUCGGGCCGCGCACGCGGGAGAGACGCGGCGCGAUUGACAGUUGGGACACGAGAACGGGGCAAGUGGACCGACUGACACCCAGGUAGAUCCUAGUGAACGGACGGACGGACGGACGGACGAAUGAACGACAACAACGACGACGACGACAACGGGAUCGUAGGUCGCGCGAUGAUGGGUGAUAAUGGGCGAUGACGGAUAUGGUGGGCGGUACGAUUGGCGUUUCUCGCGACACGGGACACGGGAUUGACGGGAUUUACGCACGCGACUCCCUUUGAUUUGACGACGUCUGUCGCGCGAGCGCUUCUCGCGUCGUGCUGCCCUCGCGAUCUCUCGUUAUCAGAGUAUAUUUUCUUUAUGCGCGCGAGCCAGCGCUCGAUAUUUCGUAUUCCCUUCGAUCCGUGUGACUUCGCCGUUGUACCACGUCGUUGCCCGAAUCGCGAAUAGAAAUCGCGCUCGCGGAGGGAUUCCUUAUCCUUCGAUUUGAUUUUUCCAUUGCCAGAUAAAUCCCGUCGCGAAGCCGUCGUCGAGGCGAGGAUCGAUCAUCGUGACCUAACCUAAGCUUAACCUUGAAGGCGUGAACUGUCGCCGUUAAUCGCACCGAUCGCGAGGAACGCGACAGUUUUACGACGUGAUACCGUCUCUAGUAUCGCGCAGCGGACGACGAUCUCCUCAAAAUGGUCACUCCCCAGACUCCAGGAACGGAUCCCUGGGUGAUCCAGCCUAGAGAAAGAAUGAGAUAUCAAGAACAAUUCGACUCGUUGAACCCGAUCAAUGGAAUUGUCACUGGUGAACAGGCAAAGGGAUUUCUCCUUAGAUCUCAACUUCAGCCUGCCGUUCUUGGACAGAUAUGGGCAUUAUCGGAUACAGAUGCAGAUGGGAAGAUGAAUAUAAAUGAGUUUAGUAUCGCAUGCAAAUUAAUCAAUUUGAAACUGCGCGGUUUUGAAAUUCCCAAAGUACUGCCACCUGUUCUUAUACAAAGCUUGAAAUCUUUCUCAACAGGCGAUGCAAGCCUGGCUGGAUUGCCGAAUGGCUCCACUGCUUCAAGUAAUGUUAGCUCUCUAGUAAAUUUAAGCGGUCAUCAACCGAUGGUAUCUCAAACUGCAGCCAGCACGAUACCCACGGCUGGAAAUACUCUUAUAGCAUUACAACAAAAUAGACAGAAUGUGGCUCCAAGCACACAUGCUACAACUCAUAUACCGUCUAAGCCACCCGCUCGACCCGCGCCACCUUCUGUGGGAAUUGCACCUCCCCUCAGUACUACAACUACUCCCCCCGGUGGUCCCCCGCAAAGACCUGCACCUCCUACAAAUAUUGGAAAUAAUUUUGCGGCAAUAACGGGUGGUCCACCACCAAAACCACAACCACCUUCGUUUCCAAAUAGUCCUGUAGGAAUCUCGCCAAUAAAACUUACGACUUCUGGUCCUUCAGUUGUUUCUUCAUCUCCACCUAUAUCUGCCCCUGGAAUAGGUAUUCCAUCAGUAGCUCCAAUUGCUCCUUUAAAUACAACUCCUGUACCAAUGGCUGCCUUUAAUAUGGCACAACCAAUACCGACACAACCAUUAGGCAUGGUUAGUGCAGGUAUGGUUGCUCCUAUGACUGGCAUGGUUCCUAGUAUGGUACCAUCUAUUGGAUCAAUAAACACUGGUACUGGAGUUGCUUCAUCAGUAGCGUUACCUUUAGUAUCCUCGACAACUACAAACGGUGCACUGGUCAAUGGCGCAAUUACACAAACGCCAGUAUCUACGAAUACACCUUUGAGUACAACAGCACGUCCACCAAGUAUAGACAGAGUAGGUUCUGUAGAUUCGCAGCACAGUCAGCAUUCAGUUAGUUCUCCACAGUCUAUGGAAUGGGCAGUGCCACAUCAGACCAAGUUAAAAUAUACUCAAUUAUUUAAUACAUGGGACAGAACGAGAUCUGGUUUUUUAUCUGGUCCUCAAGCAAGAAAUAUCAUGGUGCAGUCGCAACUGCCACAAUCCAUCCUAGCUCAAAUAUGGGCUUUAGCAGAUAUGGAUUCGGAUGGACGUUUAGGCUCUGAAGAAUUUGUGCUUGCAAUGCAUCUUUGCGAUAUCGCUAAAGCUGGUGAAAUCAUACCUACGACGCUCCCACUAGAACUUAUUCCACCUACAUUUAGACGGCAACGUCAAAGUAGUUUAACGCUAUCUCAAAAUGCAACGGAAAAUAUCGAUCCAUUAGCAGGCAUGCCACAGACUUCAUUCGAAGAUAAACGUAAAGAGAACUUUGAGAAAGGUCAAGCGGAAUUAGAACGUAGGCGUAAAGCAUUAUUAGAAAUUCAGCGGAAAGAACAGGAAGAACGAGAACGCAAAGAGAGAGAGGAAGCCGAGAAACAGGAAAAAAUAAGAUUAGAGCAGGAGAGGCGUAGACAAGCGGAAAUCGAGAAACAAAUGCAGAGGCAAAAAGAAAUCGAACAGGAAAAAGAAGAACAACGAAAACGUGCACAAGAACAGAAAGAUGCGGCGCGCAAGGAAAUGGAGAGACAACGACAAUUGGAGUGGGAACGACAGAAGUCACAAGAAUUACAAGCACAGAGACAAAAGGAACAAGAUGUUCUUCUUAAAUUGAAAGCAAAAAAUCAGACUUUGACCAUCGAACUUGGAACACUUAAUGAUAAAGUGAAGGAAUUGUCACAAAAGAUUUGUGACACUCGAGUAGGAGUGUCAGGCGUCAAAACAACUAUCGAUGGUAUGAGAUCAACGAGAGACACACAGUUACAAGAGAUGGCCGCAUUAAAAAAUAAACUUCGGGAACAAAAUCAAAGAUUGCUAGCAUUGAGUCAAGAGAAAGCACGUAUUGAGGCAAGAAAUAAAAUCAACGCGGCGCAAGAUGCAGCCGGGCAAGAGGCUAUUAAAAUGGCUUUUGACAAUAAACAAAUUACUCUUAAGCAAAUGAAAGAUAAAAUAGCAGAUUUACAACAGCAGAUUGAUUCUAAAAUGUCUGAUAUUGAAAAUAAUAAUGGUCAGCUUGAGGAUAUUAAGACACAAAUAAAAAAUAUAGUAGUGGAUUGUAAACAACUUUAUGUCACUUUUGAUGAAAAGAAGAAGAAAGUAAUUGAACUUCGGUCAAGUAGUAAUGUCUCAGCUGCUGCUUUUGCCACAUCCGCGUGGGGCGAUAGUGGUUGGGGAGACGCACCUGUCAGCGAUACAGCUUGGCCUGUCAACGAGACUACUGCAAGCUCAGUAAAUGAAACUGCUGUCGUUGGUGUCCGCAAAUACAGAGCCCUUUACGAAUUUGUAGCGCGAAAUCAAGACGAAAUAUCGUUUCAACCUGGUGAUAUUAUAUUGGUACCGCCUGUGCAAAAUGCUGAACCAGGUUGGAUGGCGGGAGAAAUUCGCGGCCAUACCGGUUGGUUUCCUGAAUCAUAUGUGGAGCCAGUGGAUACUGGUGCAGCUGACUUGGACAACGAACGUACUUUCAUACAACAAGACAGUGUAGAGAAGAGAACAUUAGAAGGAAUAGCGGAAGUUCCCGAGAACGUAUCUGAUGCGGGAUCAUUAGGGGGAGAAGCUCCGAUAGUGGAAGCUAUUAUACCUACUUUAGGAUUAGGUACAUCUUGCAAUAUACAAGUCACUGCUUUGUUUCCUUAUCGACCUACUAUGGAGCAACAUCUUUCCUUUGAAAAAGGAGAAACUAUUAAUGUUUCUGAACAACAGGACGACUGGUGGUAUGGUUCAGCUAGUACUGGAAAUAAUGGUUGGUUCCCUAAAUCAUACGUGAAAGAAGUUACGAGUAACAAAGAUGCUGGGACUGAUGGUCUUAAUGAAUAUUACGUCGCUCUUUACCGAUACGAAUCUAGCGAGACCGGCGAUCUUAGUUUCAAUCAAGGAGAAGUUAUAUUAGUUACGAAGAAAGAAAACGAAUGGUGGACCGGUUGUAUAGGGAACAAAAGUGGAAUCUUUCCGUCUAAUUAUGUAGAGAAGUGCGCCGCUCCCAGUCAGGCCGCGUCUACUAACAUUCAGUCCCCUGUUGUUGCUGCAACUGCGGAAAUAAAGAACGAAGCUAAUAUCUUGGCGACUGCAGAAUCACAAGUAGAGAAAACGGCGGAACAGUUAGAAGACGAGAGAGCAGCUGCUGAGGAUAGGGCGGAAUUACCAGACUUUAGUGCUAUGGCAGCUCAGCAGUAUUACAAGAGGGGAAGAAAACCAGAAAUUGUUCAAGUCAUUGCACCCUAUCAAGCAACAAGUGCAGAACAGUUAGACUUGCAAAGAGGACAAUUAAUAAUGAUUCGCAAAAAGACUGACAGCGGUUGGUGGGAAGGAGAACUUCAGGCACGCGGUAAAAAGAGGCAAGUUGGUUGGUUCCCAGCAACUUAUGUUAAACCCUUAACCAGUAGCAGUAAUAGAAGUACACCUGUCUCUCAUGGAUAUCAAGAUUCUCCAACGGAUCCGAAUAUUGAACGCGUUAUGGCUCUGUAUCCUUAUCAAGCACAAAACGAGGAUGAAUUAAGUUUCGAAAAGGGUGACGUUAUUUCGGUACUUGCUAAGGAAGAAGCGUCAUGGUGGAGAGGUGAAUUGAAUGGUGUAUCUGGCGUUUUUCCAAGCAACUACGUAUCACCUAUGUCGAAUGAAUUGAUGAUUGAUACAAUGAUGUAUCACGAUCCCAUGGAAAGAAAACGUCAGGAACAUAUCAAAGAGCUAAUUGUGACUGAACAAGCUUAUAUAGAAGACAUGAGACUAGUUCAUGAGGUAUUUGAGAAACCGUUACUCGAAAGUUUAGUUUUAAGUGUCGAUGAGAUAGAAAGGAUAUUUAUCAAUUGGAGAGAUAUUAUCGCAUGUAACGAUAAUUUCUUGAGGACUUUAAGGAUACGAAGAGAUAACAGUUAUAACGGAGUAGUCCGAAUGAUAGGCGAUAUAUUGUGUGAAAAUAUACCUAGAAUGUCGGCUUACAUAAGAUUUUGCAGCUGCCAAAUAUCUGCCGCGACGUAUCUACAGUAUUUGACGGAAACUUCGCCGGAAUUCGUUCAGGUCGCUCAGGCAUGUCAGCAAGAUCCGCGAACGAAAGGGAUGCCGCUAAGUUCAUUUUUAAUUAAGCCGAUGCAAAGAAUAACGAAAUAUCCACUCAUCAUUAACAAGAUUUUAGAAUAUACGCCGAUUGAUCAUCCUGAUAGACAGUAUCUGCAGGAAGCAUUGGCCAAAUCCGAGGAAUUUUGUACACAGGUAAACGAAGGAGUUAGAGAAAAAGAAAAUAGCGACAGACUGGAAUGGCUACAAACUCACGUUAUAUGUGACGGCCUUGAAGAGCAGCUUAUCUUUAAUUCCUUGACGAACUCCCUAGGACCCCGAAAACUGUUACAUUUUGGUAUACUUCAUAAGUCAAAAAGUGGUAAAGAACUCGUCGGUUUCCUUACAAAUGACUUCCUGCUGUUCGUUCAACCACUGAAAUUCUCCUUGAAUUGUCAACAAUUCUCAUUCGAACGUAACGAGCAUCAAAAGUUCAAGAUGUACAGAAAACCGAUAUUCCUCAAUGAAUUGUCUUUGUUCGGAGAAAACGAUGGAAAUAGUAGUCUGAGUGGAAGUGACGCAGCGGACAAUUCAUCGAAAACUUUAAGACUGAAAGAUCAAAAAAAACCGAUAAUAUUAUUAGCACCGUCUGCAAAUGAAUGUUCAUUGUGGUCGAAACGUAUUUUAGAAGCACGCAGGAAAUUUCUGGAGAACGAGAAGAAUUGUCUGCAAAGACAGCGAUCAAAACAGGCGCAAUUUGGGGCGUGUGGCAGAAUACUCGUCACUGUUCUCGAAGGCUUCAACUUGAAAGCUCUGUCCGUUCGCAGAAGACUUCCACAAGGUAGGCUGGCGCUAAUAGUUGUGGAGGCUGAAGAUCUUGCCAUUGGCAUGAAAGGAAAGUGUAAUACAUUCUGCAAAGUGUCUAUGGGCUCUCAAGAAGAAAGAACAGGUGUUGUAUCCGGAAGUGAUUGUCCUUUGUGGGAUGCGUCAAUGCAAUUCCAAGUAAAAGAUUUGCUCGAGGAUACCCUUUGCAUCACCGUGUUUGAUAAAGGAUACUAUAGUCCUGAUGAGUUCCUUGGUCGCGCUGAAAUCAGAGUGGCUGACAUCAUGAGAGACAGUAAGAAUUCCUGCGGGCCAAUCCAAAAGAGAAUCAAAUUGCAUGAGGUCGAAAGCGGCGACGUCGUUCUCAAACUUGACCUUCGACUAUUUGGGUAAGAUGGGUAGUAUGAAAGCUUCCAAAAAUACGCAUUUAUAUAAAAAUUUAUAUAAGACUUAUAUAAGACUGUAUAAUGAAGUUUACAAUAGAAAAGAUCGCAAGAGAGAAAAAAUGCCAAAAA